Messenger RNA from Aspergillus ochraceoroseus IBT 24754, 1974 nucleotides. RefSeq lists its product as uncharacterized. The record is from RefSeq and is a predicted model, not a curated record. The transcript has a single exon. The coding region runs from base 47 to 1744 and encodes 565 amino acids. Lineage: Eukaryota; Fungi; Ascomycota; Eurotiomycetes; Eurotiales; Aspergillaceae.
GCAAAAUCCAGCUCUGAUUCUAGCAGUUCAUGUAUGAUUCGACUCCAUGGUCAGUGCACCGGACGUGAUCACCUACGUGGGAGUCCCCCUGGCGGUCCUCGGGGUUCUUCCGAUAUUCUACACGUGUAUGCGCUCCAUUAUAGCGCUCCGGUCUAUCCAGCGUGUUCUCAAAGCCAAUGGCUUAGGCGAUACUGCCAUCGCUCGCGGGAGCUUGAUGUCCGGGAUUGUUGAAGUGGAGAUCCCCCGGCGCAGAAUCGCUCCACUCGAUCGAGAACUGGACCCUGCGUACUGGACGCUUAAUCCUCACCAAAUAUCUCUACCCGGAGGCACCUGGGCCAUCUUCUCUUGGAAUCAAAUCUUGACUGGCCGUACCAUGUAUAGAUGCCAGUACAAAGAAGAGCUACGGGUUCCACCGGCAGAGAUUAGUUUCGAGGAGCUUGUGGCGUUUCUUUUAGAUCGCGGUGCCGUUCCAGACGCCAAGGGGUGGAAAGUUCUCAAGUCCAUCGGCCUAUGGACCCCUACAGGCACGACGCUCCUACGGGCACCGGUGGACGGAUCUCCUGUCCUCAGACUUGCUCCCCCCUACGAUGGAGAUGGAAUCCUAAGACUUGCGGUUUUCUGGAAAAGUGCAUGGGACCGGCGUAACAUGAACAAUCUGCCCCCGUUCUGGAUGCGACUAGUACGACCAAUAUGGGAGGAAGAUGUCGAUACGCAGCAUAUCCUCCCGAUAUAUAAGGGCGAUGUGACUCCGGAAAAGUCACCGGGGCUCAGCAGGAAGUCAACUGGGCUUGGCUCUGAAGCGCAUUCUGGAAACGGGCAUCCACCCCCAACGUUGCUGGCGCAAAUACAGGAAAGGCACAAGUCUGGUAGCAACCGGUCCCUGAGUGAUGGCAUCCGAUUCCACGCGGUCGAAGGCUACGUCCACAGCGUGUACUUUGAACAUGCAGGGAUUCCGACCGGGGAAACUGAGGUUCUUUGGAAUGUGGGCAGGCCCGAUGUGCAAUGGUUUGGCAUGGUAGCAUCUGCGUUGAGUCAGAAAAGCGACUCGGGCCUUUGGAACGUAUCUAUACCUACCGAUAUCAUGGGGUUUGCGAAGGGUUCGAUUCCGGGGGGAAUUAUGGUGGUCUUGGGUCUUUUGAGCGAGGAUGAGAUUCCCCCGUUCACCGAACCGCCUCCGAAUUUUGAGGUUGAUCCACUCGAACGGCAUCAAAGGUUUCUCGACGGCCAGAAGCAGCGUGCGUUGGAGAGUCGUAUGCCCCCGGCCCAGGCUGAAGAGGCUAGACGGCAACGUUUAGUGGCCGAGACUCAAUCCUUUCAUAAUGAGAGUCUGCGGCUGAUGAAAGCACGCAAGGAGUAUGAGGACCGACGGAUUAUCGCUGCUCUGAAUUCACAACCCCUGGUAAAUGCAGUUGUCGCAGAGAAAAACAGACUCUACCUCAUCAAAACGAAUCAUAUUCCUGACAACUACACUUUAGACGAUUUGGUGAAGGCUGUUCUGUACCUGAUGGUGGUUGACCAAGAAGCGGCCCAAUGUAUCACUUCAGUGCUUGAUCGAUGGCAUGAGUGGACCCAACGAAGUGGAGUUAACCAACAGGACCUCGACUUUUUGAAAGAGAAUAAAAUCUGGUUUUGCUAUGCAUCUGCCAUGAUUGCCAUUGUUGUGCAGGCAGAUCGCUCUGAAUCUCAAGCCGCCGUUGAUAUGAUGGAAUGCCUCAAAAUUUGGCAAACUGUUCACUUGGGCUAAACAGUGUACUGUGAUAAAAUGAUUGCUACUCCAUCUUAUACGCAAAUGCCAAUCCCUUGAUAUAUUUCUUAAAGGAUCCGCGCUGCAUUGAUGUGUGUGAGGACAUAUAGAGGGUAGCUGCAUGAGGAUUAAGGCCCGCGAUGACUGAAAGAUGUUUUAUAACAGCUAUGAUUUUGAGAUAGCGAUUCUCAUAGUCUCAGAAUCUAGUAAUCAGAGUACCUCAUCUCUUC